Messenger RNA from Penicillium argentinense, 1254 nucleotides. Its product is annotated as C2H2-type zinc finger protein. The transcript has a single exon. The record is from RefSeq and is a predicted model, not a curated record. Gene Ontology annotation, molecular function: RNA polymerase II cis-regulatory region sequence-specific DNA binding. Gene Ontology annotation, cellular component: cytoplasm; nucleus. The coding region runs from base 1 to 1254 and encodes 417 amino acids. NCBI's taxonomy places the organism in Eukaryota, Fungi, Ascomycota, Eurotiomycetes, Eurotiales, Aspergillaceae.
AUGCCGCCCCCCGUCGCCUCAGUGGGUUUCUCCAAUCUACUGAAUCCGCAAGACGCAUCCUCCUCGACCACUCCGGUGCCUGCUCCUCAGUCCACCGACUCGGAUCCUUCCAUGGCCUCAUCCGUGAGCCUGCUCCCGCCUCUUAUGAAGGGUGCUCGUCCUGCCAACGAGGAGGUCCGUCAGGAUCUGCCUCGGCCCUACAAAUGCCCGCUCUGCGACCGUGCUUUCCACCGUCUGGAGCACCAGACUCGUCACAUCCGCACCCACACCGGCGAGAAGCCUCACGCCUGUCAAUUCCCCGGAUGCACCAAGCGCUUUAGCCGCUCUGACGAACUCACCCGCCACUCGCGCAUUCACAACAACCCCAACUCGCGUCGCAGCAACAAGGCCCAGCACCUGGCCGCGGCAGCAGCGGCCGCGGCCGGCCAAGAUGCCACCAUGGUGAGCGCCGCCAACAUGAUGCCUCCGCCCAGCAAGCCCAUCACUCGCUCUGCGCCCGUCUCGCAGGUCGGCUCGCCCGACGUCUCGCCUCCUCACUCCUUCUCCAACUAUGCCAACCAGAUGCGCUCCAACCUGGGCCCGUACUCGCGCAAUCAAGAGCGCGCUUCGUCGGGCAUGGAUAUCAAUCUGCUGGCGACCGCCGCAUCGCAGGUCGAGCGGGAUGACCACCUGGGCUACCACGGCGGAUCGCGACACCACAUGUUUGGCAACCGUCAUCACGCUGGCCGCGGCCUGCCUUCGCUCUCGGCCUAUGCAAUCUCCCAGAACAUGACCCGUUCGCACUCCAACGAGGAUGACGACAAUUACGGUGGACAUCGCGUCAAGCGCUCGCGACCCAACUCCCCCAAUUCCACUGCACCCUCCUCCCCAACCUUCUCGCACGACUCGCUCUCGCCCACUCCCGACCACACUCCCUUGGCUACGCCCGCGCACUCGCCGCGCCUGCGUCCUCUCGGCGCCAACGACCUUCACUUGCCUUCGAUCCGCCACCUGUCCCUCCAACAUACUCCCGCGUUGGCUCCCAUGGAGCCCCAACCCGAGGGUCCCAAUUACUACAGUCCCGGUCAAGGCAAUAUGGGUCCCAGCAUCACGGACAUCAUGUCAAAACCCGACGGUACCCAGCGCAAGCUGCCGGUGCCCCAGGUGCCAAAGGUUGCGGUGCAGGACAUGCUCAACCCGGCCAGCGGAUUCACCUCCAUGUCGUCUUCGACCAACAAUUCCGUUGCUGGCAAUGACCUUGCUGAGCGAUUCUGA